AUGUUUAUACCUAAUACACUCAGAAAUAACAAAAUUAAUCUAUAAACUUUAUAAAACUUAGACUUUGAAUUGAUGCAAAGGAAUAAUGAUUUAGAAACAUUACAAUCUUUUAUUAUUCCAUUGCAAUAGUAAAUCAAUCUUCAUAUUUAGAGGUUUCACAACUGAACGUGAGUUUAAAGAUUCUGUUAAUACUAUUAAGUAUUUAAAAUUAGUCUAUCUCAUGUAAAUGACAUUACUCUAUUUUGAAUAUACUAAACAAUAUUAAGAAACAACUAUUGAUUAAAUAUUCAAAUAAGAAUUUCUACUUGACAAUGAAAUCACUUAAAAAGAAACACUCUUAGCUAAAUCAAAAAAAAAUAUUAACAAUCUUAAAUUAAAAUUAUCAUCUGCUAAUAAAGAAUUUAAAAAAAUCAAAUUAGAAGCUUCUAAAAAAGAAACUGUUUAUGCUUGUUUAUAUUGUACAGGAAAAGCUUUUAUUUCUAUUCCUUUGCUUGAAGCUCAUUAUUAAAGACAUCAUAUAGAUAAAUUUGAAAAGCCUAAAUAAAAUUUUUAAGAAACAUUACUUACAGUCUAAACAUUACUAUUGUAAUAAUAAAUCAAUUCCAUGAUUAAUAAUUAAAAUUAAUAAGAUUUUAUGUUAUAAACCAUGUAACAAGCAUAAUUUAUGUAAUAAUAAGCAGAAGAAUCUCAUUCUUCAUAAGAUGAAGAUUUAGAGGAUGAAAAAAUGGAUGAUUAUUAAAUGAGAUAAAUUAAAUAUGAAUUUGAAUAAAAAAAUCUACUACUUUAAUAAUAAAUGGAAUCUUUACAAAAUUAUAUAGCUGUUCAUAGACCUUAAGAAAUUCUAGAUAAAAUUGAGUAAAUUGAAUAUAGAAUUGAUAAUCUUAAAAUUCCAGAACCUGUUAAAAUAGAAGAAAAAUUACCAACACCACCUCCUGAGAAUUUUAGUUAUAAUGCAGGACCUUUAGAAGAUGAAAUUAGUGAAAUUGCUGAUGAUAUUUAUGAUGCAAAAGAUAUUUAAUAAGAAAUAAAAGAAGAUGUUACUAAUGAUUCUAAAAGUGAUGACAAUUAAAAAGAACCUUCUGUUAUUAUUGAUAAUUAAUAAGAAGCUGCAUUUCUUUAAGAAGAAAAAGAAUUUCAUCAUUUAGUUAAAUCAAUUAAAUUGAAGAAAUCUUAAAUUACUAAAGAAUUAAUGGAUCAUUUUAGAAAUAUUCAAUUAGACAAUGAAUUAGAAAGAAAACUUAAAGAAGUAUUAAAUGUAAAUAUGAAUGAAAUACAAUUCAAAAGUGAAGUAAAAUAUAUUUAAUUAAUUAAUCUAGAAAGAAUUAGAAGAUUAUUUAACUUAAUUAAAUGGAAAUAUUUUAUUAUCUGAUAAAAAAUAAGAUAUCAGAAUAAAUGAUCCAGAUUUAGAUGAAAUCAAAAAACAUAAUGGACCUAAUGUUCUAUAAAUGGAUUCCGAUAAUGCAUUUGAUGAUGAAGAAAAUGAAACAAAAAAAAAAUAAUAAUAAUAAUAAAAAGAAUUUAAAGGAAGAUUGAGUAAAAAAUAAGGAAAAUCUAUUAUUGAAUAAUCAAGAAAUGUUCGAUUUUAAUAACCUGAAACACCACCAUCAAGUUAAUCAAAUAAUUCAGAAGAAGAAUUUGAUAUUCAUUAAAAAAUAAAAGCUAAUGUCUAAGAUAUUAAUAUGUCAAAAUCUUAAAAAUAAGAACCAUAAUAAUUAUAGAAGAUUUAAUCAGUAAAUAUGAUUAAAAAUUCUGAAGAAAAGGAUUAAAUUUAAUCAUUAUUACCACUUGAAAAAAAGGUAUCUACAUAAUCAUAAUAAUAAUCAUAAUCAUAAUAAUAAUCAUAAUCAUAAUCAUAAUAACAAUAAUAUUAAAUAUAAUUUUAAUAAAAACCAUCAAGCAAAAGAAAAAAUAGUUUUGAAGAUUCAGAAGAAUUUUAAACAGAAAAUAUAUAAACAAUAUUUUAAACCAAAAGACCAGUUUCAUAAAUAUCUUAAUUUGGUAAGUCUUAAGAAUCUGAUAUACCAUUACAUCAAAAUGUAAUUAGAUCAUAACAAUAAAAAAGUUCAAUAAUAAAAAAUAAGUUAUUUAAUGAUAGUGAAGAUGAAUUUUGA
Paramecium sonneborni is the source of this 2111-nucleotide messenger RNA. Lineage: Eukaryota; Ciliophora; Oligohymenophorea; Peniculida; Parameciidae. The record is from the annotation of a GenBank genome assembly.